This is a messenger RNA of Bradysia coprophila, 664 nucleotides long. RefSeq lists its product as uncharacterized. Lineage: Eukaryota; Metazoa; Arthropoda; Insecta; Diptera; Sciaridae. The record is from RefSeq and is a predicted model, not a curated record.
UGUAUGUUAUGACAGAUUUUACAUCAAAAUGCGGCCGAUUUGUUGAUGUUUACAUCAAUUUAGAUUAUUUUUUGAAAGUUUCAAAGUGUUUCUGCCUGUGUCUAAAAUGCUACCGUCGUAAAAUUCGGCUUAUAAAAUGUCCAUUUUUCAUUCGUCUGACCUAUUGCAUCCGGAUCUAAUGGAAACAUCUCUCAUAAUCGAGUACUUAAAACAUCGUCAACUUGCGAUACCAAAUAUUGAACAGAAGUCUCGUGAUGAGCUGCUCAAAAUAUUCCACAGUUAUGCAAUGCCGCUGCAUCAGCGCUUAUCUACACGAACUAAAGCCAGUGAUAAUCCAAUGGAUACGUUGGAGUUAAUACCAAAUGUGGAACUGACCAACAAGGCUGCGAGCAAACACAAACGAAUUGUAUAUGAAUCAGACGUAACGCAAAGAAAUGGCAGCUGUAACAAUAAUGGGCCGAUGGUCACAAAUGGAUGCAAACGACUAAAAAUUGGAGCUAUCGAUGAGGUUGUAUCGAAAAACAAACGAGAACUGCAUGACACGAAGGUAGACUGUUCCGCUGAAACGAAGCCAAAACGGCAGAAGAUUACAUGGCCAUAAGAUGUAAAAUUUCGAAUUAAGAAUAAAGAGCUCAAGGUUUUUCGGUUAGACUUGGCUUCAAUU